Aptenodytes forsteri (emperor penguin) is the source of this 1027-nucleotide messenger RNA. It is a transcript of the gene FAIM, whose product is annotated as Fas apoptotic inhibitory molecule. Bases 26 to 565 code for a protein of 179 amino acids. The record is from RefSeq and is a predicted model, not a curated record. NCBI's taxonomy places the organism in Eukaryota, Metazoa, Chordata, Aves, Sphenisciformes, Spheniscidae. The transcript is spliced from 4 exons. Gene Ontology annotation, biological process: negative regulation of extrinsic apoptotic signaling pathway via death domain receptors; canonical NF-kappaB signal transduction; positive regulation of neurogenesis.
GUCUCGGUACAGCCACUUGGAGAAGAUGACAGAUCUGGUGGCUGUUUGGGAAGUAGCUUUAAGUGAUGGUGUUCAUAAGAUUGAAUUUGAACAUGGGACCACUUCAGGAAAACGUGUUGUCUAUGUUGAUGGAAAGGAAGAAAUAAGAAAAGAAUGGAUGUUUAAAUUAGUGGGUAAAGAAACAUUCACUGUUGGAGCAGCCAAAACAAAAGCUACUAUUAACAUUGAUGCAGUCAGCGGCUUUGCAUAUGAAUACACUUUGGAGAUCAACGGAAAGAGCCUCAAGAAGUAUAUGGAGAACAGGUCAAAAACAACCAAUACUUGGGUACUGAGCUUGGGUGGUACGGACUAUAGAGUUGUUCUAGAAAAGGACACUAUGGAUGUGUGGUGCAAUGGUCAAAAAAUGGAAACAGCGGGUGAAUUUGUAGAAGAUGGGACUGAAACUCACUUCAGUGUUGGUGGUCACAGCUGUUGCAUUAAGGCUGUCAGUAGUGGAAAACGAAAGGAAGGAAUUAUUCAUACCCUUAUUGUGGAUGACAGAGAAAUCCCAGAGGCUGUGGAGUAGCCUCUAGUGAGCUGAUUAUUGUAGGACUAAGAUCAGGAAUUUUCAAUUACUGUGGUAAUUAUUUUAAUAUGUACUACUUGGUACAUCUAGUUUGUGCUGGGUUUAUUUUCUAGUUUCUGUAUAUGAAAUUACUCUUUUUGAGGACCAGAUGCAAAUAAUUAUAUACAACCUCUUACAUUACCAGUUUUUAAAAAACUAUAUACACAUAUAGAAUAUAUAUUAUAUCACUAAGUGCAGAGAGCACAGGUGAACUUAAGUAGAAAUUAUAUACUAGAAAAAAAUCUCACUAUAAUAAAAUGCAAGAUAAAUAUUCAGUAAAACUGAAUCCUUAUAAACUGUGGGUGUAUGUGGAGGGAGGAGGAAGCACGUGCUGGGCAUUCAAGCAAGCUGUUAAAAUUUUCUCAGUAAUUAUUUUUUCUAUUAAACUAACUAUCAAUGUUUUUCAAAUGCAGUUAAGAAUUA